This is a messenger RNA of Linepithema humile (Argentine ant), 2427 nucleotides long. It is a transcript of the gene Rga, whose product is annotated as Regena. Lineage: Eukaryota; Metazoa; Arthropoda; Insecta; Hymenoptera; Formicidae. Gene Ontology annotation, biological process: regulation of DNA-templated transcription; nuclear-transcribed mRNA poly(A) tail shortening; regulation of stem cell population maintenance. The record is from RefSeq and is a predicted model, not a curated record. Gene Ontology annotation, cellular component: P-body; CCR4-NOT core complex.
AAUUCGCAGUGCUCACGCGUGUUUGGGAAAAGUAACAAUUCCUAGAAAUCACCCUAGACUCGUGGUGAGAAAUCGCGCAUCCUUAGUCAAAUUCGAAACUGUUGCCGUUUUCGCCGAGGUGACGAACGUAAACGAUAUUUUUGCUACGUAGGAGAACGAUCGAAACGAAAAUAUCAACAGUGGAUUAUUUACGCACAAUAUUAACCGUGUUCGAGAACCGCCGAGCGACUCGACACGCACUUCAGCUUGCCUGUUUGAGCACCGACGUAGAAAUUGUUAAUAUGGCAGACGUUCGUGCCUUCAGUGUUGUUUAAGUUCUCGUAACUGCGAGUGACAAAACAGUGGGUCCUGUUACUGAAGGGCAUUGUGAUGUGUAUGGAAUCCUGAUCGCUGCGCGCCCCGACGUCUACGUACGAGCUCGCAGUUUAACGCGCACGAGAGAAGAGUGACAGUUUACAGCCGCUUCAUACGGAAUCGCGCGACCCCCUCGCCGAGGUCCACCAACACCACCAGCCGAACCACCGAUCGAGAGUCAACAUCGACAGCGUUUUCGCGUGUGUGCUUUUCCUUUGUUUUUUUUUUAAACAUUCGUCCACUUUGUUUAUCGUCGUGAGCACGAUGGGACUCGUCGCAUCGUGAUACGCACAGCUGGUGGCGCUUGUCCCAGAUUUGUUUGCAUCUCUGUACUGCAUUUUAAUGUAACUAUUAUCAAAGUUCUGUGAUAAAAAAAGAGAUUACAAAUAGUCAUAUAUUUGUCAUGGAUCAUUGGCGAUUCCAUGAAAUUGAAGAGUUUACGAGUGUUGUACUAGAAAAAAGAUAAGUGAAUGUGCUAAACAAGCUUGCGGAACAAGAGUGCUUUGUGGUGUGCCUGUUUCUGGGCAAAAACAUUUUUCUAAUAGUAGUGCCAUCGGGCUAUGGCCAAUUUGAACUUUGAACAACCACGCAGUAUUGCGAACGCAAGUCUCACUUCACGCGCAGCUGGCGGCGGAGGUGCUUUGAACACGUCGACCCUUGCGGGUCAUGUCACGCCCACCUCGGGCAUGUUCUCAGGCUCGUCUGCAAGCACCUCGAGUACAGCGAAUACAGCGAUAGUUGCUACUAACGUUUAUCCCGGAGCGUCGGGCUCUGGCGGCGGACAGAAUAGUCACCAGCAACAGCAGCAACUCUCUCCUAUGGGCAGUAGAGGACUGUUUGGGCAGAGAGCUUUUACUGACAGACGUACGAUGCCUGCUCUUGGUCAUCUCCAUCUGUAUUGCAGAGCUUCAAAUCCAAUGGGUAGUAUGGGCAGUUUCGGAAUACCUCCAAGUCGUAAUUACGGAUCUCAAGGUGCGGUUAACAAUUUCCACUCUGUUUUUGGGAGUGGAGGUGGAGGAGAUACGAGUACUCCUCCUCUGUUAGAUCUCUCGGAGUUUCCCUCCCUAACAAAUAGAGGUCAAGGUGAUUCUAUGCCGCAACCUAGUCCCAUGCCUGGGAAACAGCCUUAUGUUGGAAUGGUGAAGCAACCAACAUCCGAGUCGAGCGAAUUUACUAUGAGCUCGGAGGACUUUCCUGCAUUACCGGGUACGCAAAACCGAGAAGGUCCAUCGCCCGGUGGCAGUGUGUCUGGUGAUAAGAAUAUACCUGUAGGAUUAGGUCCGGAGAUCGGACAGGAUGUGUUGCAAGCCAACAGAGCUCCUGGAUCUGAAAAAUCUCAGUCUUCUAAAAGAGGCAUCCAAACAUCGCCCGAUGGCAAGGUGACGAACAUACCUGCAAGUAUGGUGAAAGAUCAAUUUGGCAUGGUUGGGCUUUUGACGUUUAUUAGAGCAGCGGAAACGGAUCCGAAUUUAGUGUCACUGGCAUUAGGCCAAGAUCUUACUGCGUUAGGACUGAAUUUGAAUUCGCCGGAAAAUCUUUAUCAGAAUUUUGGUGGCCCCUGGGCAGAAACACCCUGUCGACCGCAGGAUAUCGAUUUUCAUGUACCACCGGAGUAUCUUAUAAAUGCUGCUAUCAGGGAUAAGUUAGCACCAGUUAAAUUAAAUCGAUAUAAAGACGAUCUACUAUUUUAUAUGUUUUAUACAAAUGUUGGGGAUGUAUUGCAAUUAGCUGCGGCGGCGGAAUUGUACAGCAGAGAAUGGCGAUAUCAUAUGGAGGAAAAGGUUUGGAUAACGCAGGCGCCAGGUUUGGGAAUUGUAGAAAAGACAUCGACAUAUGAACGUGGUACUUAUUAUUAUUUUGAUGCGCAAAACUGGAGAAAGGUAGCUAAGGAAUUCCAUUUGGAUUACACAAAACUAGAAAGUAGACCUCAUCUUCCCGCGAACUUUCACCAAACUCAGCCUUGACUACAGACUUGUCUGCAGACCAUUGUGCUGUCUUUAAGCUGGAAACGAAUCAGCUAUUGUAUAAAUGAACAAAUUUAAUAAUCUUUAAUAAAAACAUAAAAUUUGAAGA